CUGAAGAGCGGAGGGGUGCCCGGGCGCGGGGCACGCGGGCACACGAGCACCAAGGGACAUGGCUAAAGGGGUCGUCCUGCUGGGCAUCGCCGCCGCUCUGUCGGUGGGCGCGGUGGUGGGCCAAGUUAUCACCUCGACAUGUGGCGAGUGUGACAGAUCCAGCUGUGUUGAUGUGGAAGCCUCUUGUCCGGGCGGUCUGGUGCUAGACGCUUGCGGGUGCUGUCAGGUGUGUGCGCGAGGCCUGGGUCAGCGGUGUGAGAACCGCACUACCAGUAGUCCUCCAUUAACAACCACAACCUCAGCGCACUAUGGCGAAUGCGGGGAGUACCUGGUUUGUCGCACUCGUACCGAUACAGGCGGUACGGGUGAGGCCACGUGCGAGUGUGAAGAUCAAGGGGAAGUGUGUGGGACAGACGGGACCACCUACACAACUCUCUGUCACCUCUUAAUGGAAACUGUAAAAAGACCUAAUCUCAAUGUUGCUGUAAGAGGUCCUUGCAAGACAGCCCCUGUGAUCAAAUCCAAGCCAGAAGAUAAGAUAAGACCACUUGGAAGCAUUUUGGUACUGGACUGUGAGGUUGCUGGUUACCCAGUACCAGAUAUUACCUGGGAACUGAACCUUUCUGAUGGAUCAUCAUUCAAAUUGCCAGGUGAUGACCCUUCAUUUGCUGUUCAAGUUCGUGGUGGUCCUGAAGCUUACAUGGUUACUGGGUGGGUUCAGAUAAUGCGUAUUACAAAGGCAAAUCUUGGUACUUACACUUGUGUGGCUACCAAUUCUGAGGGAGAGGUUCGUGCUUCUGCUUCUGUUGCAACAGAGAAACCUGGAGAAAAAGAAAGUUCCAUUCAAGACCUGUAAUCAUCAGAAUCUGCAAUGAGACAGCACAAUUUCAGCUGUGAGCACUGCCAUAGUAUUUAGUCUUUAUAUACUUACUGUAGUUUUACACUUAAGUUUUAUAUAUUUUAUUGUCUAUUAUCUGAAAUUAAUUUUAGUACUUCUAUAGAUAGUGUGUGAAUGUGAGAACUGUUGUAGUAAUCUAUUUCUUCAGUCACCAUUUAAGAAUAGCAUUAAUAGAAACACUAUUUUACUCAUUGAAUUUUAUACUUCUAAGAUGCAUCUUGUUUGAAAUAUUUACAUACAGUAUUUUAAUAAGUCACUAGGCUAGAAGUAACUAAGUAUUUACACUGGUAUCAUUACUUUUAAUGUUAAACUGUGAGCUUUAUUUUAUUGAUUAAGUGUUUAGUAAACUGUAGGAAGUU
Messenger RNA from Procambarus clarkii (red swamp crayfish), 1257 nucleotides. RefSeq names its product insulin-like growth factor-binding protein-related protein 1. NCBI's taxonomy places the organism in Eukaryota, Metazoa, Arthropoda, Malacostraca, Decapoda, Cambaridae. Gene Ontology annotation, cellular component: extracellular region. Gene Ontology annotation, molecular function: insulin-like growth factor binding. The record is from RefSeq and is a predicted model, not a curated record. Gene Ontology annotation, biological process: regulation of signal transduction; regulation of cell growth.